AUGGACCGACCGGCGGUCGAGAUCUUCCACUACAGCGACGAGGAGCAGCCCUCCAACCUGCUCCUGCAGCUCAACAGACUAAGGCAGGAGAACAUCCUGACCGACGUGUCGCUGUGUUCAGACGACACGGAGAUGCCGUGCCAUCGCAACGUCCUGGUCUCCAGCAGCCCCUACUUCAGAGCCAUGUUCUGCAACAACUUCUUAGAGACGCAGCAGACCAAGAUCGACUUGAAGGGCAUCGCGUGCCCCAUUCUGAGCAGGAUCAUUGACUACGUUUACACGGGACGCGUCAGCAUCAGCAUGGAUAUCGUGCUGCCCCUGAUGCAGGCGGCAUCCAUGUUGCAAUAUGGCCGCCUUUUCGAGGCCUGCUCAGGCUUCCUCCAGGAGCAACUGAGCCCAGACAACUGUUUGAGCAUGAUACGGCUCUCUGAGAUCCUGAAUUGUGACAGUUUGAAGGACAAAGCAAAGGAGAUGGCCAUGAAGAGCUUCUCUGAUGUGUCAGCAUCUGAGGAUCUGUGUGAGCUCUCCUUAACAGAGCUCAUGGGAUACCUGGAGGAUGACGGCCUUUAUGCCGAGGAGGAGCAGGUCUUUGAGACACUGGUAGCUUGGAUCCACCAUGAUCCUUUAUCCAGACGAGGUGCGAUCAGUGACCUUUUCAAGAAAGUUCGCCUGCGCUACAUCCAUCCCACAUACCUCUUUCAAUUCAUAGCCAACGACCCCCUGAUCCAGUCCUCCACCCUCUGCGCCGAGCUCAUAGAAUCUGUCAGACGCCUGAUGUUCUCCGUCAGCACGAAAUGCAUCGGGGACACGGCGGUAGACUUGAAACCGCUGUGGGUGGCACCGAGGCGCUACUCCUGCCACGACAUGUUGGUGGUGGUCGGAGGGAGGAAGAACAACGAGCAGACCUCCAGGGAGGCCCUCGUCUUCGAUGAGAGGAGCGGGGCGUGGCAGCGGCUGGCCAAGCUGCCUGUCCGUCUGUACAAAGCCUCGUACGUCGCCCUUCACAGCGUCCUGUACGUUAUCGGAGGCCUGACCACAACGACAAAGAACUACCAAGUCAGCACGGCCGUCUACACGCUCUCCCUCAAGACCAACCAGUGGCGGACGGCAGAGCCCAUGCUGACGCCCCGCUUUGCCCACCAAAGCGUCUCCUACCUCCACUUCAUCUUCGUCCUGGGGGGCCUCGGGCCUGACAGGCGGCUGACGGACAGCGCUGAGAGGUACAACAGUAUGUUCAACCAAUGGGAGGCUAUGGCGCCCAUGCCCGAGGCUGUGCUGCACCCUGCAGUGGCUGCUACCAACCAGAGGAUCUAUGUGUUUGGAGGAGAGGAUGUCCUCCAGAACCCAGUCAGAAUAAUACAGGUGUAUCACAUUGCCAGGAACAUGUGGUCUCGGAUGGAGAACAGAACGGUGAAGAAUGUGUCUGCUCCUGCCGCCAUUGUGGAUGACAAAAUCUACAUCAUUGGAGGAUACACCAGGAGAAUGAUCGCGUACGACACCAAGCUCAACCGCUUCAUCAAGUGCGCCGACCUGAAGGAGAGGAGGAUGCACCACUCGGCCGCCGUCCUCGACAACAAAGUCUACGUCACGGGCGGACGCCACAUCAACGGCCACGACGUCAUCGAGGACUCUGACGGCUUCGAGUGCUACGACCCGAAGACGGACGCUUGGACGCCGAAGGGCCGUCUGCCGUACAAACUGUUUGACCACGGCUCGCUGACUCUGACGUACGUCUCGUCACAUGGGAAAAAUCAUGGCUGA
Cyclopterus lumpus (lumpfish) is the source of this 1761-nucleotide messenger RNA. It is a transcript of the gene klhl38b, whose product is annotated as kelch-like family member 38b. The transcript is spliced from 4 exons. The record is from RefSeq and is a predicted model, not a curated record. Gene Ontology annotation, molecular function: protein binding. Lineage: Eukaryota; Metazoa; Chordata; Actinopteri; Perciformes; Cyclopteridae. Bases 1 to 1761 code for a protein of 586 amino acids.